AUUUGUCCUCUCUUUUUAGUUUGUGACCAACUGCUUAAUCCAAACAGCCUCAAUAAUGGAAGACCAAGUGACAGUAAUCACCAACCCCCUUGUGAAUGUGCGCAUUACAAGCACUGUCUACGCUGUGGAGGUUCAGCGCAGGUUCAAUAGAGGACUGUGCAUCGCUGACCUUAAGGGAAAGUUGGAGAUGGCCGUGGGCACACCUGCCGGCUCCAUGGAUCUGGAGUUAUACAGUGUCUCAGACAAGUUUAUGCUGAAAAUGGACGACAAUGACGCUUUGCUGGGCUCCUAUCCUGUUGAUGAUGACUGCAGAAUACAUGUUAUUGAUAAAAGUGGACAACAGGUGGGCGAGUUUACCGAUGUUUCCGAAGUGGAGAAGUUUGAACUCUCAGACCGAGACUACGAAAAAAGAACAGACUCAGCAAGGUCGUUUAUGAAGAGAAACCGUGUGGGCCGCUUCAAUGAGGAAGAAACAGCCAAGAAGCAAGCCGAGAUGGCUGCUCGGGAGAAUGAACAGAAGGCUGCUGCUGAGGCCAUUUCUGUUGGCAACCGAUGCCAAGUGCUGGUCCCCGGGCAGCCCACAAAGGUUGCCACGGUCAUGUAUGUUGGUACAACAGAUUUCAAGCCAGGCUGCUGGGUGGGUGUGAAGUAUGAUGAGCCCCUGGGAAAACACAAUGGAACUGUUCAAGAGAAGCAAUAUUUUGACUGUGAGAUGAAAUAUGGUGCAUUUGUAAAGCCCUUGAAUGUGACGGUGGGAGACUUUCCAGAGGAGGAUUAUGGUAUAGAUGAGAUGUAGGACAAUGUAGUAUUUUUUUGUUUCUGUCCCACUUAAGGUAUGCAUUUAUCAAUCUGCAGAGGAAUGGGGAGCUGUUUUAAUUUUAACAAAUUAAAAAAAUGUUUUGUUUGUUAGUUGGUUUUUCUCAUCCUACUCUGGAAGAUUUGAUUCCAAUGCAUUUAUGCCUCAUUAACUCCACUGCAACACAACACAAGUGACAAAUGGGUAGUAGUGUCUCUGGGUAUUGGAUGAUAGUAAUACAUGGUAAUCGCAACAUAACGAAGGUUCAUAUGUGGCUUUUCACUUUACACAAAUUGUCUUGAUUUGGUUGUACUACCAUUUAUUCUCAAGAUUGAUGUCAUCACACAACUAUUUCCCCAUGGCUCAGUUUAUAUUUCUCUUCACAAAGAUGAUUGUAUAUAAAUGUUCACAGUCAACUGUAAUCUUCACAGUUUUUGAAGACUUAAUUGCUGAGAGUGGUCUGAGGAUUUGGUGACUGUACUGAUGGAGAAAUGUACUGGACAAUAUUUUGACACUAAAAUAAGAGCAGCAUUGUUGCUGGUAUCCCUGACAACUGUGAUGUUCAAUUGAGUUAAACUGGAAAAAAAUUUAAAAGCUGUUUAUUAAAAAGUCUCCUCAUUUUUCUGGAUAUGCUAGACAAGAAAAUGAAAGUUACAGGGGGAUGGAAUCAUUGCUCUAUUUUGAGUCAGGGCCACCACUCUCACCUUGUUGAUCAAAACUCUUCCUAUAUGCAGUUCAUGCCAGAAAUAACAGUGUCAAAAUAGGCAAUGGUAUAUAUUUUCUUUCUAAACGGCUUCGAAUUCCUUAAAUGUCCUGUUGUGUUUGUAUGUGGUUUGUAAAACAGUCCCAUUAUUUUGGCUUCAAAGUGGAUAUGGGAUUAAAAUAUAUUUUUUCCCUGACUGAAUUCCUCUUCUCAAAUAUUAAAUCGUCUGCACUUUAAUGUAUCCUGCUUAAAUUGAACCACUGAAAUAAAAAGCAAUGUUUCAACAUUUCAAAAUUUAAA
Molecule: messenger RNA, 1799 nt
Organism: Pleuronectes platessa (European plaice)
Lineage: Eukaryota; Metazoa; Chordata; Actinopteri; Pleuronectiformes; Pleuronectidae
Gene: tbcb
Product: tubulin folding cofactor B
Exons: 6
Coding region: 56-796 (246 amino acids)
Biological process (GO): cytoplasmic microtubule organization; post-chaperonin tubulin folding pathway; tubulin complex assembly
Cellular component (GO): nucleus; cytoplasm; microtubule plus-end
Molecular function (GO): microtubule plus-end binding; alpha-tubulin binding
Source: RefSeq, a predicted model, not a curated record